This is a messenger RNA of Entrophospora sp. SA101, 1218 nucleotides long. The record is from the annotation of a GenBank genome assembly. NCBI's taxonomy places the organism in Eukaryota, Fungi, Glomeromycota, Glomeromycetes, Entrophosporales, Entrophosporaceae.
AUGAAACUAGAUACAGAGGAAAAAGAUACUGCACAUGAUGGGUUUGAUUUUUCAGAUGUUCCAAGUUAUGCAGAUGCAAAACUUAUUCAAGAACAAGAAAGUUUAAGCAAAUUAGAAACAGUCUAUCAAUGUUAUCUUAUGAAGAAGCUGGAUAUUUUUGUUUCCAAAUACCCAAGCAUGCAACUGAAACAUGUAGAUACUCACCAGAAACCUAUUCUUAAGGGACAAAAACCAGAUAUUACCUUCUAUUUGCAAGAUCGAGCCAUCUCAGAUAUCAAUAUUGUUUCUGUUUUAGAGAUCAAAGUCACUGAAAAAGAGGAUGAAUGGGAGGCAACAGGGAUUUUGACAACUUGUCAUCAUAUUCAAUUCAUUAAAGCUGUAUUUACUGAAAAUAAUGAUACCUAUUUCUAUAUAACUGGUAUCUUUCCACUUAGAAAAGUUGGAUCCCAUUAUCUUGCACACCUUUGUUUAUCAACAUCAGAACUUCUUGGAUUUUCACUUCCAACAAUUAAAUACCAAGAAAAAAUAUUUGAGGCAACAGAGAUACUUGGAACUGGUGCAACAAGUACUGCUUACUUACUUGGAAAUGAUUAUGUCAUAAAAGUUUAUAAGCCUAUUUAUGCUGAUAUUUUCAAUUUUGAAAGGGAUGUAUUGAAAAGUUUGGAAGCAGGUGGUGUGAUUAAUAUUCCUUGUUAUGUUAGAUGUGGAAAAACAUCAAAGACAAGUGCCAACUUUAUCUUAAUGAGUGGAGUUGGGUCAUCUCUUAAUGACACAGAUAUUGAUAUACGACAGAUAUUUAUACAAUUACUUGAUGUUAUUAAACAAUCACAUGAUCUUGAGAUUGUUCAUCAAGAUAUUCAUAUACACAAUAUUCUAAUAAAAGACAAAAAUGUAUUACUUAUUGAUUGGGGAUUUGUAGCAAAGUUAGGAAAAGAAACAGCAUAUCAUGGAACUAUCACAACAGUUUCAAAUCACAAUUUAGAAAAGUUAGAAAGUGGAAAUAUAAUGUUCCAAUCAAAGAAAAGUGAUGACCUACAUUCUGUUGUCAGAUGUUAUUACCUUAUUCAAAAUCAACAAAUACAGAAGGAAUUACAUGACCUUGAUAUUUCAAAGUUUGAAUCAAUUAAGAAGUUCUGGAAUACAGAAUUGAGUGCACCAUACUGGAUUGAAUGUAAUAAUGCAGCAGAAAGUGAAGAUUAUAAAAAGCUAAAGGCAUAA